Messenger RNA from Aphanomyces astaci, 393 nucleotides. RefSeq lists its product as hypothetical. The transcript is spliced from 2 exons. The record is from RefSeq and is a predicted model, not a curated record. Lineage: Eukaryota; Oomycota; Saprolegniomycetes; Saprolegniales; Verrucalvaceae. The coding region runs from base 1 to 393 and encodes 130 amino acids.
AUGCCGAUCUUCAAUUGCAUAGGUCCGAGUCGACGCCGUCGAGCCGCCGCACAUGCGUCAGACAGCAUCCGAGGUAGUCAAAGCACGUAUUUUAUCUCGAUUGCCAAGCGCAACGCUGCUUGCAAGGACAACUCCCACUGCAACGCCAACUUUGAUAUUCCGCUCGAACUGCAUUUGACACAAAAAGCAUGGUUCGGAGCAGAACGCGAGCGGACACUUGCAAAACCUCUCUAUUGUCCCAGUUGUGCCGUGAAGAAGGGCAUCGUGAUUGCAGAGUAUACAGAGGUGGUGCCGCCAGCAUUCACAGACCCGACGGCCCGACAACUGAAAAGUUACAACGCGCACGUAGCAGGUGCUGUCGAAGCCGUCGCAGGGCCAUUCACGUCGAACUAG